AAUCGGAAUCCGGCAUGCCGGAGCCCCGAAGUAAACCCAGAAAACCCAAACAAUGCUAUGCUUCUUCGUCAUUAUCUUCUUCAUCUCAUCACUGUAAUGGCGAAACAAUAAGCCUAAGCUCAUUAAUGGCGCGAAGUUCUCUCCUGAAACCAACCCUCGCUAUUGUCCUCAUUAUCUUAGCUUUAUACGCCUUCUUCAAUACCUUCCUCUCCCCUAUUGACGCAACUUCAAAGCUCGACUCCACCUUCCCCAUCGAUUUUUCCAAGUCCUUCUCUUUGCUCAAUACGGACUCUUCUGGUUUCCGUGAAUCUCAAUCUCCCUUGAAUUCGCCACCUGUCAAGGUGUAUCUCUACGAUCUCUCUAGGAAAUUCACGUAUGGUAUGAUCGAGAGCUACUCGAUGGCUCGUAAUUCUAUGAAAUCUCCGGUUGACGAUGUAUCGACGUUGAAGUACCCUGGGAAUCAGCACUCUGCGGAAUGGUGGUUGUUCAAGGAUUUGUUACGGGAGGACCGGUAUGGGUCGCCGGUGGUGAGGGUUUUCGAUCCUGAAGAGGCGGAUUUGUUUUAUGUUCCCUUCUUUUCGUCUUUGAGUUUGGUUGUGAAUCCGAUUCGACCCGGCGGUGUGGUUGGAAAUGCUGGUGUUUAUAGUGAUGAGGAGAUGCAGGAGAGUUUGAUGGAGUGGCUGGAAGGACAGGUUUAUUGGAAGAGGAAUUCAGGGUGGGAUCAUGUUUUUAUAUGUCAGGAUCCGAAUGCGCUUUAUAGGGUCAUCGAUCGAAUCAAGAAUGGGGUGCUGCUUGUUUCGGAUUUUGGAAGGUUGAGGUCGGACCAAGCGUCGUUGGUGAAGGAUGUCAUAUUGCCGUAUUCGCAUCGGAUUAAUUCGUUCAAUGGGGAUAUUGGAGUGGAAGGAAGAAAGUCGUUGUUGUUCUUCAUGGGCAACCGGUACCGGAAGGAGGGCGGAAAAGUUCGUGAUGAGCUCUUCCGAGCACUUGAGGGUCAAGCUGAUGUCAUAAUAAAACAUGGAACACAAUCUAGAGAGAGUCGACGUAUGGCAACACAAGGGAUGCACUCAUCCAAGUUCUGUUUACAUCCCGCUGGAGAUACACCCUCAGCCUGCCGACUCUUUGAUGCUAUAGUGAGUUUGUGUGUUCCAGUGAUAGUCAGUGACUCUAUCGAGUUGCCUUUUGAAGAUGCCAUAGAUUACAGAAAAAUAGCAAUAUUUGUAGAUUCCGCUUCAGCAGUGAAGCGAGGAUAUUUAAUUAAGAAGCUGAGGCCAGUGAGCAAUGAGAGGAUUCUAAAAUACCAGCAGGAGCUUAAAGCUGUGAAGCGAUAUUUUGAGUAUGAAGACCCAAAUGGAACAGUGAAUGAAAUAUGGCGCCAAGUAUCUUUGAAGGUCCCCCUGAUAAAACUAAUGAUCAAUCGUCACAAACGUCUUGUACGGAGGGACUUGAAUGAACCAGACUGCUCUUGUCUUUGUUCAAACCAGACGACAACUUAGACAAGCUUAUGAUGCCACCACUG
This is a messenger RNA of Telopea speciosissima, 1516 nucleotides long. Its product is annotated as probable arabinosyltransferase ARAD1. NCBI's taxonomy places the organism in Eukaryota, Viridiplantae, Streptophyta, Magnoliopsida, Proteales, Proteaceae. The record is from RefSeq and is a predicted model, not a curated record. Bases 15 to 1493 code for a protein of 492 amino acids. Gene Ontology annotation, molecular function: glycosyltransferase activity. The transcript has 3 exons.